Asparagus officinalis (garden asparagus) is the source of this 764-nucleotide messenger RNA. RefSeq names its product rapid alkalinization factor-like. Bases 225 to 575 code for a protein of 116 amino acids. The transcript has a single exon. The record is from RefSeq and is a predicted model, not a curated record. NCBI's taxonomy places the organism in Eukaryota, Viridiplantae, Streptophyta, Magnoliopsida, Asparagales, Asparagaceae.
UUCUUUGCUCCUUUCCUCAUUCACUCGCUCACUCGCCUCAUAUGCCUACUUCUACUGCUUACGUUGCCGCAAGUAGCCAAGUAGGUGACAUUUAAAGCCCCCUCACCUACACCACACUGCACGCUAUUGAAUUUGGUGAUUGUGUGGGUGUAUGUUUUAGAUCUAAAGCAGUUUUCCCUUCAAGAAACUUAAACCCAAGAAUAGAUAAGGGGCAGAGGAAGAUCAUGAGGUUCCCUACUGCCAUUCUCCUCCUCUUUUUCUUCACCUUCAGUAUUGAUCUCAGCAGCUGCAGCUCCAACUUUCAGUUUGAUGCUGAGCUGCAGGUUUCUGCUGAUGGCUGCAGCAGAGAAAAUGUUGGGGAAUGCUUAGAGAUGAGCAGCAAGAGAAUUCUUUGGGCGGCGACGGCUGUUGGUGGCGGUGGAAAGAAGAGGUACAUAAGCUAUGAAGCUCUGAGGAGGGACAAUGUGCCUUGUAAUAGGCCUGGGAUGCCUUACUACAACUGCCAUGCUCUUCCAAAGGCCAACCCUUACACUAGGGGAUGCAGUGUAAUCACCGGCUGCGCUCGAGGCGAUUGAUUCUUCCUCAUCCACUAAUCUUGCCUUCAUGAACUAACUUAAUGUAUUCCUCUAUUUCUGUAGCGGUUGAUUAAUUUUUAACUGCUUAUAAUGUAUUAUUAUUACUUUUAAUUUGUUUUAUAUAUGGUAUCAUGUCUGUUGAGAACAAUGAUUUAUUAUUACUUUUAAUUUGUUUUAUAUAUGGUAUCA